Trichoplax adhaerens is the source of this 3909-nucleotide messenger RNA. RefSeq lists its product as uncharacterized. Gene Ontology annotation, biological process: regulation of apoptotic process. The transcript is spliced from 19 exons. Lineage: Eukaryota; Metazoa; Placozoa; Uniplacotomia; Trichoplacea; Trichoplacidae. Gene Ontology annotation, molecular function: ADP binding; protein binding. Bases 1 to 3909 code for a protein of 1302 amino acids. The record is from RefSeq and is a predicted model, not a curated record.
AUGGAUGAACUACAACGUAAGGCAAUCAUUGAUCAUUGGGAUCGAUUAGUAGAAGAAUUACCUGGUCAGGAUAUGAUUGAUUAUUUAGUUGCAGAUCGAAUCAUCGACCAUGAAGAAGCCAUUAACAUCGAUAUCUUACCAAACGAAAAAGAGAGAAAUAUUGAAUUAAUACAACACCUUUUAGCUUCAAGAUCAAUUCAUACAUAUCCGUUAUUUGUUAAAGCAUUGAAAUCCAUUAAUGAUGUAUCAUCAAAGUCGUUGCUUGAAUUGAUUGAAGAUCGCCAUCAUCGGUUACAGCAGAAAAAAGAAUUGGAAUUAAGUAAAAGAUCGAUGGAUCAUUUAAUUCAAGAUAGAUUAACUGAUGGAUACUUUGGGUCUAUUUUAUUAGCUCCUAGUCUAGAUAGUGACGAUCUUCCUGAAUUACCAUCUCAUCCAGUAGUUCGUGAGAAAUUAGCAAAAGAUUUAGUAAAAGCUUUGUUUAGUUUAAGAGACAAGAAUGGUUGGAUUGUGAUUCGUGGCUCAGAGGGUUCUGGCAAGACUGUUGUCGCUAAUCUAGCCGUAAGAGAUGAAAGAACCAUAACAGAUAACUUCCCAGCAGGGUUUAUUUGGUUUAAAAUAGGCUGUACAGAUAUUAAUGAACUCUUAAUCAAGGUACAAGAAUUUUAUUUGAUACUCAAUCAUAAUGAAAAACCUCCACCUAGUACUAUUGAAACCGUAAUUGAAAGUAUACGACUAUUAAUUGCUGAUCAAUAUUAUGGCAUGUUACUUAUAUUGGAUGAUGUGCGCGACGGAAAAAUAUUAGAAUACUUCGAUUUGCCCUGUACGAAAUUAGUAACAACAAGAGUAUCUGCAAUAUCAUUUCAAACGACUAACUAUCGCAUCAAUUUGAGCACAGAGGAUGGAUAUACAAAUUCUGAGGCCGAGAAAGCAUUUAGUGCUUGGUUUGAAAAUGAUUUGACCUCUAUUACUAGUGAUGCAAGCAGUAUUACUGAAGAACUGAAAUGUGCUCCUAUGGCAAUAGCAUUAAUUGGUGGCAACAUCUUGCAUGAUGAUAUUCAAUUUCAAAAUCAGUUUAAAAUGAACGGAAGCUCUCUUGAAAAUGGUUAUGCAACGAAAUCAGUAAAAUCCGCUAAAGUCGAAAAAAUAAAAUUUGCGUUAGGCAAAGCAUUCGAUACCGUCGACGUUGAGUUAGCUAGUAAAUUACGGCAAUUGGUUACUUUUCAAAAAUGUCCAAAGAUUCCAUUAAAUCCAUUAAAUGUUUUAUGGCAACUUAACGAUGGACAAGUAGAAAAUAUUAUGAAUCAAUUAGCUAAGCAAAGUUUAGUUUUAAUUACAAAAAAACGACGAGAUAAUCAAUUACCAAUCUAUGAAUUACAUGAUAUAGUCAUGAACUAUCUAGUCGAAAAAUCAACAAACUUAAUGGAAAUGCAUCAGUCUCUGAUUCGCCAGUAUGAGGAUAAAUUCAAUGGCGAUUGGUUAGCUAUCAUGGACGAUGAGUAUAUGCGCGAUCAUUUCAUCUAUCAUCUACUACAAGCUAAAGAAUAUGAUAAAGUCAUGUCGAUUUUAACCAAUUUAGAAUGUUUGGAAGUAAAGUUACGAGCUACAUUAAUAUCUAGGGUAUUGAACGACUUCCUUCAAUGUCGUUCGAUAUUAAGCAAAGAGAACUGGGAAGCGAUCAGUCAAUAUUACCAAUUUGUUAUUUGUAACGGUAACAUCUACAAUAUUAAUCCUCAGCAAAGUAUUAUUCAAAUGGCCUUGAGUAAGCUUGGCUGGCCUGAUAUUUACGAUAAAGCGGAAAAAUUGGCAAAGAGAUAUUGCCAGGAAUCACUAUAUUUUAAAUGGAGCAACAAUCAUCAAUACGAUGUUACCGAUCAAUCCAUUUCAUCUACGGAAAUCCAUAACGAUCGAAUAACAUGUUGCAGAUUUUCACAUGAUGGCAGCAAAAUUGUAUCAUGUUGUGAUGGAGGCGAAAUUAAGGUCUGGGAUAGUUUAUCCUCCGCUGUAUUAAUUUCCAUUAACUGUGGCCACAGUGAUCGAAUAACCCACUGUUGCUUUUCACCUAAUGAUAAACUCAUUGCCACAUCAUCGUGGGAUCACUCUGUAAAGAUUUGGGAUGUCUAUACCGGGAAAAUUGUAUUUAAAUAUGAGAGCCAUUUAUUUGCUGUUAAUUGGUGUGAAUUUUCCAUGGACGGCGAAAAAAUAGUUUCCUGUUCCGCUGACAAAUUAAUUAAGAUAUGGGAUAGCAGAACCGGUAAAGAUCUUGUCAUUUGUCGUGGCCACAGCGGUGGAGUUUUACAAUGCCGUUUUUCCAAAGAUGACAGAAAAGUCGUUUCUUGUUCAUCUGACGAAUCUUUAAAGAUGUGGGAUACCAGCAAUGGCAAACUAAUUUUCUCAUGUCGUUGCCCUCAUCGGGUUUCCGCCUGCUCAUUUUUCGAUGAUUGCAAUAAAUUAAUGUGCAUCUGUCGAAACACAGUAUGCAUGUGGAAUGCUCAUAAUGGAUCAUCACUAGGCCAAUUUUAUUGCUCGGGAGAAAUUACAGCGUCCGCCGUUAGCUUAGACAGUAAAUUUUUUGCUCUGUGCGUUUACAAUGUCUUCAAGAAGAAAGAUAUUUCUUUACAAGUAUGGGAUAAUAAAAAGAAAAAAUUAAUAUCUAUCUACUACGGACACUCGAAUAAUAUUUAUAGUGUUCAAUUUUCGCCAAAUGAUCAAACUAUUGUUACUGCUUCCUAUGAUAAGACCAUUAAGAUAUGGCACCGUAAUAAGAAAAAAUUAAAUCGCGCCGUUCAAGUUAAGAAUAAUUUACCCAGUUUAGAGUUAUACGAAUGCAAAUUUAUCGAAAACUGCCUUGUAGUUUAUGCGGUACAUGACGAAAAAAAUCGAUUAAAGAUGUAUGCUGGAACCGACAAAGAGUUUAAAUUAAUCUCAAAGUAUAGCACCUUUGGCCAUAGAAUUACCGCAAUCUGUAUAUCAAAUAACGGAAAGCAAGUUGCAAUAGGUUUUAGUGAAGCUGGUGGAGUACAGUUAUUAUCCGCCAACGACAUCAAGAAUUGCCUAUGGCAUGUUAAAGGAAACUUGUGCGAGAUGACGUGUAUUACGUUAAUCAAAUUUAGCAGCAAUGAUAACAAUUUGAUUGUUAAAGAUGGCAACCGGCAAUUAUUUGUCUUAAGCUCGACCGGAGCUGUACUCUUUAAGAGUGGUAAAAAUCAUGGCGAUAUCACCGGUUGUGCAAUAUUUCCAACUGGCCAAAGAGUUCUUGGUUGCUAUGACGAAAGUUUUAAAAUUUGGCAUUGCUAUGACGUAAGCCAAGUUGUCACUGUUAGAGCGCAUAACGAUAUUAUUGCGCAUUUCGAUAUCUCUUAUGACGAAAAUAUGCUAGCAACUCUCUCCUUUGACAAGAUAGUCAAGAUUUGGGAUUGCACCACUGGUUCACAAUUGGCUUCCUUAGAUCAUUACUCUAGCGUUAAUACUUGCAAAUUUUCAAUCAACUGCCAAUUUUUGGCCACUUGCUGUGUUGAUGGUUCAGUUAAGAUGUGGAAUGUUCGGUCUGGAAGAUUGCGAUACCGAUUUCGCGGCCAUACGACCCAAGUUUUAAAUUGUUAUUUCAUGCAAGACGAUAGAAUUCUCUUAACUGUAGGUGAUAGUUUAGCUUGGUGGCAAAUUGAAGAUGAAGAAUUAAUCCAACGCUUCCCAUUAUAUGGUAAUGCAUCGAUGGCUUAUUACGCUGAUGAUAUGAAAUCAUUAGCUACAACAGAUGAUAAAGGGUAUUUUUAUUUUCUAUCUCAAAUUGUACCUAAAAAUGAAGCGCCACGACGGCUAUCCUUCGAUCGACGAUUGUCAUUCGACCGUCGAAUAUCAUUUGACAGACGAAUAUCGUUUGAUAAAAAAAAGGAAUCAUGUAUAAUUUGUUAG